This is a messenger RNA of Penaeus chinensis, 1362 nucleotides long. RefSeq names its product basic proline-rich protein-like. The annotation marks the transcript as partial. NCBI's taxonomy places the organism in Eukaryota, Metazoa, Arthropoda, Malacostraca, Decapoda, Penaeidae. The record is from RefSeq and is a predicted model, not a curated record. The transcript is spliced from 2 exons.
CCACCACCACCAUCACCAUUAUCGCCACCAUCAUCACCAUCACCACCAUUAUCACCACCACCAAUAUCAUCACCACCACCACCAUCAUCAUCACCAUCACCACCAUUAUUGCCACUAUCAUCACCAUCACCACCACCACCACCAUCAUCAUCACCAUCACCACCAUUAUCGCCACCAUCAUCACCAUCACCACCAUUAUCGCCACCAUCAUCACCAUCACCACCAUUAUCGCCACCAUCAUCAUCAUCACCACCACCACCACCAUCAUCAUCACCAUCACCACCAUUAUCGCCACCAUCACCACCAUUAUCGCCACCAUCAUCACCAUCACCACCACCACCAUCAUCAUCACCAUUAUCGCCACCAUCAUCAUCACCAAUAUCGCCACCAUCAUCACCAUCACCACCAUUAUCGCCACCAUCAUCACCAUCACCACCACCAUCAUCAUCACCAUCACCACCAUUAUUGCCACUAUCAUCACCAUCACCACCACCACCACCAUCAUCAUCACCAUCACCACCAUUAUCGCCACCAUCAUCACCAUCACCACCACCACCACCACCACCAUCAUCAUCACCACCACCACCAUCAUCAUCAACAUCACCACCAUUAUCGCCACCAUCAUUACCAUCACCACCAUUAUCGCCACCAUCAUCACCAUCACCACCACCACCACCAUCAUCAUCACCAUCACCACCAUUAUUGCCACCAUCAUCACCAUCACCACCAUUAUCGCCACCAUCAUCACCAUCACCACCAUUAUCGCCACCAUCAUCACCAUCACCACCACCACCAUCAUCAUCACCAUCACCACCAUUAUCGCCACCAUCAUCACCAUCACCACCAUUAUCGCCACCAUCAUCACCAUCACCACCAUUAUCGCCACCAUCAUCACCAUCACCACCAUUAUCGCCACCAUCAUCACCAUCACCACCACCACCAUCAUCAUCACCAUCACCACCAUUAUCGCCACCAUCAUCACCAUCACCACCAUUAUCUCCACCAUCAUCACCAUCACCACCAUUAUCGCCACCAUCAUCACCAUCACCACCACAAUCAUCACCACCACCACCAUUAUCGCCACCAUCAUCACCCCCACCUCCCGCUCCUCCCCUACCCACCCCUCCUCCUCCUCCUCCUCUCUCGUUCCCCCCCUCCUCCCUCCUUCCUUCCCCUCCCCCUCCCCCCUCCUUCCUUCCCCCACCCCUCCCCCCUCCUUCCUUCCCCUCCCCCUCCCCCUCUUUCCUCCCCCUUCCCCUCCCCCUCCCCCCUCUUUCUUCCCCCUCCCCCCCUCCUUUCUACCCCUCCCCCUCCCCCUCCCCCCUCCUUCCUUCCCCUCCCCCCCUCCUUCCUUCCCCUCCC